CAUUAAUAAAAUGACCGCAUCAUAACAGAGUACGUUAUAUACGAAUGAGACACCAAUAAUAACAAACAGAUUGAUUAUGUCAUCAAAAAAAGGUUACUCCCAGUCGGGGGGCUAUAGAAGAGACGGCGGCGGCGGUGGAGGCCGUGGCGGAGGCGAUAAAUGUUUCAAUUGCAACAAAACGGAAACCCCUUAUAUACCCGAUGAGAGGCCGAGCAGAGCGAGCGCACAGUUUGUCCGCCGCCCCGACACCGGCACUAAAGGCAUGCGAAUUGAAUUAAUUGCAAACCAUUUCCGGCUAUUGAUUAAAGAUAUAGUGGUAAACCACUAUCACGUGGAGUUUGAAUGCGGCGCCCGAACACUGGGUCAGGCGGUCGCGUCCGGUGGAGGCGAUGCCGGAGCCGAUCGCGAGUCCAAGAAUAAAGUUCGCAAAUUGCGGCAAAAGGAAAAUCGGCAGGUGUUCCGGGAGUUUAUGUCUAAUCAGCCGCAGCUGUUCCGCGACCCGCAAACUGGCGACCAAUUGCUGCCCGUAUUUGAUGGCAACUCUAACUUCUACACCAAAGGCCGUCUGUCUCAGGACGAGAACACCUGUACUAUUCAAGUGGCGAUCGACGGCUCCAAUCCGGUCAACGUUAAAGUGACCAUCAAAUUCACGCAACCUAUAGAUUUGAGCUCUAUUAACCUCUACUAUGACGGCCAGUCUGAUACAGUGCCCCGCGAAGCCAUGCAAGCACUCGAUAUUAUCUUG
Medioppia subpectinata is the source of this 745-nucleotide messenger RNA. Lineage: Eukaryota; Metazoa; Arthropoda; Arachnida; Sarcoptiformes; Oppiidae. The record is from the annotation of a GenBank genome assembly.